AGGUGAGGAGGAGAGCCACCACAGAAGAAGAAGAGCAGCAGGAAGAAGAAGAAAGUGUGAACUUGAUGCUCCACGCGAGGAUUUAUUGAUCAGAUGGAAGGCCAGUCAGGUGACAUACCAGUGACACCAGCAAACAGGAAGUGCUCUGCUGUCACAGGAAGUGCCCGGAAAAUCAAAGACAACGCAGCUGACUGGCACAACCUGAUGCUGAGGUGGGAAAAACUCAACGACGAAGGAUUCAAGGUGGCAGGAAACAUCGUCGACAUCAGACUGACACGUUCUCAGAGCGAUCAGCUGCUGCUGGUGGACGAGUCCUCAUCAGCUUCAUCAGCUUCAUCAGCUUCGUUGCAGCAGACAGGAGGAGCUACAGAGCUGCAGGACGAAUGCUGCAAGCUGCAGGACAUCGUUGACAAAAUGGCCAUCGUGGUGACAAAGAUGGAGCGUCUGAUGACAUCACAGCAAGGUGUUCAGGAUCUGGAGGAGUUUCAGUUUGGACUUGAAGGAAGAAAACUUCCUCUGUUUCACAGCUGGAACACCAAAGACUUCAACGAGUCGUCUCGUGUCCUGUUGGACUCCUUCAGUCAGGAGCUGAAGUUGAAGCAGACGAUCCUGCAGGAACUCGCCCACACUGCGACCUCUGACCUCUGCAUGGUCUAUCUGUCCUGCUGGCUGCACCAGCCCUUCAUCCCCCCCCAGGCCAGACUGACCCUGGAGGCUGUGCUUCUGGAGACUGGGCACCGCCCCCUCUGAUGUCAUCAGACUGAAACACAAGCAGAAGUUGGCUGUACUUCCUGAGGCUGCUGGUGAACUCAGGAUCCGCUGAUGGACUGUAACAUGAUGGAUGAUGUUGGGCAUACGAGCAGAGCGUCUGUCAGUGCUCUUCAGGUCUGUUCCUGAGCAGCUCAGGUCUCUGAGGCCUGACUUUGUCUUCAGUUACAAACAGUAACACUAGUACUGUUGUAAUAUACACUGAAGUGGAAAUACAAAUACAUCUCUGUGAGAGUUCAAAAUAUCCUUACAAACAGGACGCAGAGCAACCUAGAAGUAUUUCCAGGAUAUGUCGAAUGCAAAUUAAUAAAAACAUGUAGUGAUGGAAUACAAAGCCUAAUGCACAGUAAUGCAAAAGCAAUGGGAGGUAACAUGUAUGUAAUUCAUAAAGUCCCACAAUGCAACUCCUCUGUGGCGAUAGCCGAGGCCGGAUUGGAGACAUUAUGUCUUCAGGUUGUCCUUCCAUCUAACUGUACGCAUGUCUGUCCCAUUCCUGUAAACGUGCUAUCUCAGAAAUGCCUUUGGGAAAUUUCCUCAGCUUUGGCACGAACGUCCACUUGGAUUCAAUGAUGAAUUAAUUGAUAUGUUGGCGGUCAUAGUUCAAAGGUCAAAGUCACUGUGACCUCAUCUGUCUCAUUCUUGUGAGGGCCAUACAUCAAAAAUGUCUUGAAUUGUUUAGAGAAAACGUUCACUUGGACUCAGCAUGGAACUGAUUAGAAUUUGGUGAUCAAAGGUCGGGGUCACUGUGACCUUGCAUUCAUCUCAUUCUCGUGAACGUGAUAUCUAAAAAACCCUUGAGUAAAUUUCUUCAAGUUUGGCACAAACGUCCACUUGGAUUCAA
Epinephelus fuscoguttatus (brown-marbled grouper) is the source of this 1609-nucleotide messenger RNA. RefSeq names its product cyclin-dependent kinase 2 interacting protein. NCBI's taxonomy places the organism in Eukaryota, Metazoa, Chordata, Actinopteri, Perciformes, Serranidae. The record is from RefSeq and is a predicted model, not a curated record. The transcript has 5 exons. Bases 94 to 750 code for a protein of 218 amino acids.